Messenger RNA from Clupea harengus (Atlantic herring), 2002 nucleotides. RefSeq names its product elongin A, like (gene eloal). Lineage: Eukaryota; Metazoa; Chordata; Actinopteri; Clupeiformes; Clupeidae. The record is from RefSeq and is a predicted model, not a curated record. Gene Ontology annotation, biological process: transcription elongation by RNA polymerase II. Gene Ontology annotation, cellular component: elongin complex; nucleus.
GUCCUGCUAAUUCACAGGUGUAGCUCACAGGUAGGACAUCAUCAAAAGUAGCUCGCACGUGAGGGAUAGAAUGGCAGCGCUGAAGACGGUGCUGGAGAUCAAACUACAAUUGAAAUCGUCUGAACCAAAAACGGUUCUUACAUCUUUAAAGAAACUUCAGGAGUUGGAUAUUACCAUCGAUAUUCUGGCAGAAACUGGAAUUGGAAAACUUGUCAAUUCCUUCCGUAAACACAAUGAAGCCGGAGAAGUGGCCAGAACACUAGUUACUCAAUGGAAGAAAUUGAUCCCCAAAGAGAACACAAGUAAAACAAAAGAAAAAGAAAAAGACUCUGAAAAGAAACCAUCAAAAACUGAAGCAACAGUGGAGCCUGAACAAACUGAACAAACUGAACAACCUGAACAAACUGAACAAUCUGAGCGGCAAAACAAACAGAUUGAAUCCAACAACCAGAGGGAUUCUGAAGCCCGGCCCUCUGAUAAGCCUGAAGUCCAAAUUACUGCUCCAAAUAAGAAAACAGAAGCUAAAGAAACUGAUGUCCUCAUUAGUUCAAAAUCAUCAAAGAGGAUUACACACAAAGAAAGCAAAACAUCUGUAUCAGAUCCCGAGAGGAAAGAUGAUGUGCCACGUUCCUACAAAUCUGGACACACUAGAACUGAAAAGGUUCCAAAGGACCCUGGGCAGUCUAUUAACUCUAUUAAGACGAAGGACAGCGAUGCGAAAGCAAUCAAAUCCAAAUCCAAAAAGGACAAAACAAAGAGGACCACAGAGAAAGGCAUUGAUCUGAAGAAAAAGAAAAAAGUUGAAGACCCUGAAACUCAAGAAAUGUCCUUUGAGGCCUUCCUGAGCUACGACAUGGUGGCCCCAAAAAGAAAAAGGUCAUCGGAUGUCAAGAAAAAACCUUCAAAGCGACCUAAAGUAGAUACAAUGAGUAGUAAAAAUGAUGACUUGGUUAAGAUUCCAAGUAUUAAAUUACACAGAGAAUUCACAGAAGAACCUUCAAAAAUGGCAACUAGCAAGAAUGAAAUAUUGGACUUGCUGAACGUUCCAUUGCCACUCACCCUACCUAAGUGUGAUGACUUAUCCAACUACCGCUACUUUGAGGAGAAAACUGAAGACAGGGUUGCUGAUACUGAGGCUGAGGCAGGAGAAGAGACCCCAGGGUUCACGGGCCAGAGAUCCAAAAAGAAGAUGCAGGUGUACUCUGGGUCUAAGAGCACCUACUUGCCCGCCAUGAUGUCUCUGUACCAACAAUGCAUCCGUGCUCUCCAAAACAACAUUGACUCAUUAUAUGAGGUUGGCGGGGUGCCAUUUGAAAUCUUGGAGCCGGUGAUCGAGCGCUGCACACCGGAGCAGCUGAUUCGGAUUGAAGAAUGCAAUCCUGUGUACAUCGGAGUGACUGACCACCUGUGGGAGAGACACUGCCAGAGGGACUUCAGGAGCGCCCACCUGCUGGAGUACGAGUCCUGGAGGGAGAUGUUCUUCCGGCUGUCCGAGGAGAGGGAGAGAAAACUGGCAAAGCUGACCAAAAGCAUCGUUUCAGCUCAUUCACAGAGGCCCAAAGGCCGUCAGGUUAAGAUGGCAUUUAUUAACUGUGCUGCCAAGCCACCCAGAAAUGUGAGGGUUCAGCAGGAGAUCUAUGGUACUGCCGGGUCCGCAGUGCAGCCUCAUCCUCUGGACAGACCCAGAAUGCAGAGCCAGGAGGGCAAAGUGAAACCUGUCUGCCGAGAGUAUCCCAGGCCUGGGAGCAAUCCCACAGGCCCCAGCCAAGCUCAAGACCCCCGCAAAAUUAAAAGAGUGGCACCAAUGAUGGCAAAGUCUCUGAAAGCCUUCAAGGAACAGCGAAGACGUCGAUGAACUUCCCCUAUACUUAUCAAGAACUGCUGUCAUCUUGCUGAGAUACCAGUGACUUCUACACUCAUAAAUGUCUAAUUAUGCAUGUAUCCAUUACGUCAUAUCAAGCACUGUGAAUUAAUCUUCUGAUUAAAUGCGAAACCAAUCACA